AUGGCAGCUAGUGGUAACACUCAACAAACUUUCAGAAGAGCUAUUGGAGCUUUGAAGGACUCCACAAAGGUUGGAUUGGCAAAAGUAAAUAGCGAAAACAAGGCGCUUGAUGUUGCAAUUGUUAAGGCCACAAACCAUGAUGAAAUGCUGCCAAAGGAGAAACAUAUCUUGACUAUCUUUAGUGCUCUUUCAGCUUCAAGUCCUCGUGCUGAUGUUACUUAUUGCAUAAAUGGUCUUACUAAGCGUCUUGCCAAAACACAUAAUUGGACGGUUGCAUUGAAGACAUUAAUUGUAAUACAUCGUGCAUUGAGAGAAAUAGAUCAUACUUUCCAUGAAGAGAUAAUUACUUAUAGUAAGGGAACACGUCUUGUGUUUCACCUAUCUCAUUUAAGGGAUGAUUCAAGUCCACAUGCAUGGGAUUAUUCUGCUUGGGUUCGUGCAUAUGCUUUAUAUCUUGAAGAACUUCUUGCAUGUUUCUGUGUGUUGAAAUAUGACAUUCAGAAAAAUCCCUCGAGAACAAAGGAGCUUGAGACCCCAGACUUACUUGAGCAGUUACCUAUCUUGCAACAACUUCUUUUUCGCCUUCUUGCUUGCAAACCAGAAGGAAUGGCUGUGCAUAACAACUUAAUUCAUUAUGCUCUUUCAAUUGUUGCAAGUGAAAGUGUUAAGCUAUAUGUUACAAUUACAGAUGGAGUUCUCAAUUUGGUUGACAACUAUUUUGAUAUGGAGCGCCAUGAUGCAAUCAGAGCGUUAGAAAUUUAUAAGAAGGCCACAACUCAGGGGGAAACUUUAUCUGAGUUCUUUGAGAUGUGCAGGAGCUUUGAGUUUGGACGACGACAAAAGUUUAUCAAAAUCAAAAUGCCCCCUGCAUCAUUUUUGACAGCAAUGGAAGACUAUGUGACAGACUCACCACACGUCUUACCUCUUGAAGGGAUACAAAUGAGCGAGGAUGAAGAUGGUUCCCCUAAAGAAAUUUCCACUCCACAUACUACUUUCAUCAAUUCAACACCUCAAAUUGCAGGUUGGGAGGUUGCACUUGUUACAACCCCAAACUUUAAUGAAGAACUAGUUGCAGAGAAUGAAUUGGCUGGUGAACUGGAUAAGUUAACACUAGACAGUUUAUGUGAUGGUGCAAUGGCUAUAACAAUGAACCAGAAUAGUGUUUGCCGGAUAGGGCAGAUGCCUCCUAAUCCUUUUGAUUCUUUAGAUAUUAACCAGGGUCUAUUUUAUGGACCUAGUAAUGUAGGACCUGCAACUAAUGCGCAAUCAAUAGCAGUACAUGAAGAACAAAAUUUUGUGAUGAUGCAACAGCAACAACAGGAGCCACCAGUGAUUGGCUUUGGCACAAACUCAACCAAUCCUUUUGUUGAUGAUACUGAUGUGCCAUACUCCUUUGGUGGUGACAAUAAUGUGCCAUUCCAUUUGACAUAG
This is a messenger RNA of Manihot esculenta (cassava), 1431 nucleotides long. RefSeq names its product putative clathrin assembly protein At5g35200. The record is from RefSeq and is a predicted model, not a curated record. NCBI's taxonomy places the organism in Eukaryota, Viridiplantae, Streptophyta, Magnoliopsida, Malpighiales, Euphorbiaceae. The transcript is spliced from 14 exons. Gene Ontology annotation, biological process: clathrin-dependent endocytosis; clathrin coat assembly; vesicle budding from membrane. Gene Ontology annotation, molecular function: 1-phosphatidylinositol binding; clathrin heavy chain binding; SNARE binding. The coding region runs from base 1 to 1431 and encodes 476 amino acids. Gene Ontology annotation, cellular component: clathrin-coated vesicle; clathrin-coated pit.